Molecule: messenger RNA, 720 nt
Organism: Penaeus indicus
Lineage: Eukaryota; Metazoa; Arthropoda; Malacostraca; Decapoda; Penaeidae
Gene: mRpL21
Product: large ribosomal subunit protein bL21m-like
Exons: 5
Coding region: 19-666 (215 amino acids)
Cellular component (GO): ribosome; mitochondrial large ribosomal subunit
Molecular function (GO): structural constituent of ribosome
Source: RefSeq, a predicted model, not a curated record
AGUCGGAGAUCAACAAACAUGUCGGCUGCCGUGUUCUUGAGGGCUCUGAGGCCGACUCAAAUAGCGUCCAGCGCCUUACUUGGGAACAGAAAAAUCAUUGGCCAUGCUGUAGGAAGAGCACCACUGCUGUCAGCUGUCAGUGGACUCAGAACACCAGCUUUCACUCCUCCAGUUGUGCAACAGAGUGUUAAGCAAGAACUUGUUAAAGACUGCAACCAAGAACAAGAUCUUUUUACUGAAAAUGUAAUAAGCAAGGUGAACAACCAGAUCAUCAAAGGAAGCCAUGGGAGAUUAUUUGCUGUAGUAUAUAUCCACGGCCAUCAGCAUCUUGUAACGCCAGAGGAUUUAGUUGUCGUGCAGGGUGUUUUCCCACCUUCUAUUGGAGACGUCAUCAGAUUAGAGAAGGUGUUGUGUGUGGGUGGACAAGACUUCACCUUAUUUGGACGGCCAUUGCUUAGGAAGGACCUGAUAAACGUGGAGGCAACUGUUGUAGAAAAGACCUUGUCUCACUGCCGAGUUUAUUUCUAUAAUAGGAGGCGCAAGAAUUCAAGGAAGACAAAGUUCAACAGGGAAACACACACCCUCUUGAGGAUCAACCGCGUUGAAAUCAUGCAGAAGAUUGAUGAGGUACCGGAAGUGGACGGUGUUGAUGGAAGAAUAUUUUAAUGUUUGCAAGAAAAAGUUAGACGUUAAUGUAAAUAAAUUUCAUAGAUAUAUGUA